Apis dorsata (giant honeybee) is the source of this 2112-nucleotide messenger RNA. RefSeq names its product leucine-rich repeat-containing G-protein coupled receptor 4-like. Gene Ontology annotation, molecular function: protein binding. Lineage: Eukaryota; Metazoa; Arthropoda; Insecta; Hymenoptera; Apidae. The record is from RefSeq and is a predicted model, not a curated record.
CGGUGGUGGUGGUGGUGGUGGUGGUGGUGGUGGUGGUAGUGGUGUGGUGUGGUAUGGUGGUGGUGGAAAUGGUGGUGGUGAGCGAGCAACUGCGCAGAUCCCGAAGUCUCUCAGCCGCGAGUACGUAGGCAAACUCCGAUUCAGUGAGGACUGACUGUUCCCGUUUGCAGUGCAGCUCGAAAUCUCAGGGAGAAACCGCGGUCUUUCGUCCUCUCUUUUUCCUUCUCUUUCUCUUUCUGUCUCUGUCUUCCUGUCUUUCUCUUUUUCUCUAUCUAUCUAUCUUUGUUCUCUGUCUGUCCGUCCUACUCUAGCCAUCCACUUUGCUUCUCCCGUGUCUUUUGUUGUUAGUUUCUCUCACCGCGGCAAAGUACGUGCUUAACUUUUUCCGUUCGACCGACCGUCUGUCUAUCUCUGACACGAAGUUCGUGCACGAACCACUGUUUCGAUUCUUUUCGAAGCCAGUCUACACGCUAGCUCGCUUGCGGACCGAUGUACUACACGAACGAGUGGGGCUCGUGUCUCGCGCAAAUUCCGGCUGUUCCCCAUGGCUAGUCACGUGGCUGGCCAGUGAUUCGAAAUCUGGUUGGCUUCGUUUCGCCGUACAGUGCGUUCCGGAUGAAAGGUGCGUGUGCCAGUUGAUCAAGGCUCGCUCAACCGUUCGACUUCACUCGUACGGGACGGAAUCCAGAGUCCCGAGAACGUGUGUGCGAAAUCGACGGUGGACCGCAGGUCGAUGUGCACAACUCUGGGGAGACGUACUGAAACUCCACGUCUGUCUGUGGCAGUUCCAGCGAAGGAGGAGUUCAUAUGGAAUGGCAUCGCGUGGACCCUCGGCGACGACGACGGUGGCAAUCGCGAUAGCGAUGGCCGUCGCGAUGUCAGUGAUGACGGCGAGCGGCCUUUGCCCGACCCAGUGCCGUUGCGACGACGAGAGCUUGCGCGCCUCCUGCGCUUACGCCGGCCUCGAGGUCGUCCCGAUCCAAUUGAACCCGGAGAUCACCCACUUGGAUCUGUCCAACAAUCGCGUGGCCAAUAUCCACCUGUCGUUCAGCUUCUACGGUAACCUGGUGGCCCUCGAUCUAACGUCGAACGCGAUCCACACGCUGGGCUCGGACAAUUUCGUCUUCCAAAAGAACUUGGCCACGUUGAACGUGAGCGGGAACAUGAUAAGAAACUUGACCAAGAACUCGUUACAAGGAUUGGCCUCGUUGAAAGAGUUGAACCUCGCAGGCAACAAUAUAUCCGACAUGGACGAGCAAGCGUUCAAAACCACGAGCGAGUUGGAGACGUUGAAUCUUAGCGACAACUCGAUCACCAGUUUGCCGGAGGGACUGUUGAAGAAUCUCCACAAAAUCCGCGCCUUGAUCCUCAAGGGCAACUCGCUGCUAGAGAUCCCCACCGAAAAUUUGGCCCUGGCCCCAAGCCUGGAGAACGUGGAUCUGUCCGACAAUCUGAUCCAGGAGCUCGACAGGGACUCGUUGCCCUCGUUGCCCUCCUUAGUUUCCUUGGAUCUUGCGAACAACGUUAUCAGGAAUAUCGGUGACGACGCUUUCGANCCGGACCUCCUUCACCUAGAUCUGUCCGGGAACAAUCUCACGUCCGUGCCGACACCCGCUCUUGCCAGGCUCAACGUCCUCUCCGACCUGAUACUGAGUCGCAACCCGUUGGCAGCGUUGGACGCGGCCGGAUUCCGCAAUCUCUACGAGUUGAGAAGCCUCGAGUUGAACGAUUGCACCAUCAUUAGCGUGCACGCGCGCGCCUUCGCCGACAACGUGAACCUGGAACGGAUCUCGUUGGACGGUAAUCGGGGUCUGAAGGAGCUACCCGCGAGGGUGUUGUACAGCGCGAGGUACCUGAAAUGGGUCUCGCUACGCCNUCGCACCGGUGGCAGGCAGACGGAGGCAGAGGGUGUGUACGCGGUCGCCGACGUGACCGAUCUCCACGGCGACGAGCCACCGGAAGCGCUGUCCCUGUAUAGGAUGCAGAACGUUGUUCCAACCGCGCCGACGACAACCAACGUCCGUCGUACCCUCGACUACGCUUACGACUACGAUUACGACUACGAGCCACCGCUCCCGCAGAAGCCUCACGUGGUGUUCGUUUGAGGGAAAC